This is a messenger RNA of Vigna radiata var. radiata (mung bean), 795 nucleotides long. RefSeq names its product 2-amino-3-ketobutyrate coenzyme A ligase-like. The record is from RefSeq and is a predicted model, not a curated record. The annotation marks the transcript as partial. The transcript has a single exon. Gene Ontology annotation, biological process: biosynthetic process. Lineage: Eukaryota; Viridiplantae; Streptophyta; Magnoliopsida; Fabales; Fabaceae. Gene Ontology annotation, molecular function: pyridoxal phosphate binding.
CAUGCCUCAAUUAUUGAUGGAGUUCGUUUAUGUAAAGCAACUCGUUACAGAUACGAAAAUAAUAAUAUGGAUGAUUUGGAAAAACAAUUAAUUAAAGCAAACAAUUCAGGAGUUCGAUUUAAAUUAAUUGUUACUGAUGGUGUUUUUUCUAUGGAUGGUCUUAUUGCUCCUUUAGACAAAAUUUGUGAUCUUGCUGAUAAAUACGAUGCAAUAGUAAUGGUUGACGAAUGUCAUGCUACAGGAUUUAUAGGUGCAACCGGUAAAGGAACACUAGAAGCCAAAGGAGUUAUGGGACGUGUAGAUAUUAUUACAGGUACAUUAGGAAAAGCAUUAGGAGGAGCUAUGGGAGGAUAUACAACAGCCAAGAAAGAAAUCAUUGAAAUAUUACGUCAAAAAUCUAGACCCUAUUUAUUUUCCAAUUCUCUAGCCCCUUCUAUUGUUGGAGCUUCUAUAAAAGUUUUUGAACUUUUAGAAAAAAAUAAAGAUUUAAAAGAUAAAUUAGAAUGGAAUACAAGAUAUUUCAAAAAAGGUAUGAAAACAGCAGGGUUUGAUAUCAUUGAAGGAGACUCAGCUAUUGUUCCGGUGAUGUUAUACGAUGCCAAAUUGUCUCAAAAUAUGGCAAAUCAAUUACUCGAAGAAGGUAUUUAUGUUAUAGGAUUUUUCUUCCCUGUUGUACCCAAAGAUAAAGCAAGAAUUAGAGUACAACUCUCUGCCGCCCAUACAAAAGAACAUUUAGAUAAAGCUAUUAAUGCGUUUAUAAAAGUAGGUAAGAACCUAGGAAUUAUUUCAAUAUAA